Molecule: messenger RNA, 4612 nt
Organism: Colossoma macropomum (tambaqui)
Lineage: Eukaryota; Metazoa; Chordata; Actinopteri; Characiformes; Serrasalmidae
Product: trichohyalin-like
Exons: 14
Coding region: 171-3083 (970 amino acids)
Molecular function (GO): GTP binding
Source: RefSeq, a predicted model, not a curated record
UGCUAGAACCAAUCCUUGAACCAAUCUGGCAACCCAGCCUGGCGCUCUGAAUGAAGGUGAAAGUGAAAGUAGCCGCUGCUUCUUCCGCUCUGGACGCUACAGUGGAGAGUCGUGUGUGUGCAGCGAUACGACUGUAUGAAGAGCAGCGAAGGAGGAGAUAAAGAGAUAAAAUGGCGGCUGAAAGAAACAAUGAGUUUAAACUCUUUGGUCCCCGUGGUGAUGGAGAGUAUCACUCUGGCUCUGUGGUCACUCUCUCCUGUCACCUGUCUCCUGAAAUCAGUGCAGUUGCCAUGGAGAUCAGGUGGUUUAAGGGGACGGACUGUGUUUGUCUCUAUAAGAACAGGCAGGUGACAGAGGGGAGGGGCUACGAGGGCAGAGUGAGUCUGUUCACUCAGGAGCUGCAGGGAGGAAACGUCUCCUUACAGAUCAGAGACUUUGGAGAGUCAGAUGAAGGAGAUUAUCUGUGUCAGGUCACCAAUGGAGACACAACAGAGGAGUGUACAGUAGGAGUGAAGGGAUCGUGGGUAUUUGGAGCACAGAGAGAAAUAGAGGGUUUCUACGUCUGGCAGAGGGACAGAAAAUGGACAGAAGAGGAGAGAAAGAAAAUGAAGGAGUCUGUUCUGCUGACCGAGUCCUCAGAAGAGCCCAAACGUUAUGAAGAUAAAGAGAGUAUUUUAAUGGAGAGAAACGCACAGCUGAUGGAAAAAGACAAACACAUUCAAGAGGAAGAAAAACUUCUGACCAAAAACACAGAGAUACUUCAGAUGAAGGACAAGAUGCUGGAAGAGAAAGAAACACUCCUCACAGAGACAAAAGAAAAACUGGACCAAAUGACCAAAGAGACUCAGACACAGCUUAAAGAUAAAGACUCACAGCUGGACACUCUGAGAAAAGAACUGCAGGACAAGAGCAGCAAAGUACAGGAGAUGAUGAUCCUUCUGGACCAACAGAGAACUGAACUCAGCCGUCAGCAGAAAGAGUUAGAAGAGAAAGAUCAACAACUUAAACACACAGCACAACAGAAUUCAGACCUACAGACUGAAACUGAAACACUGAAAACGCUCAUUUCAUCACAGACGACUGAUUUAACUGAAAAGACCAAACAGCUUAAAGAAACAAAACACAUUCUCUCUGAGAGAGACAGACAGCUAAUGGAGAGAGAAGAACAAGUGGAGGAGAAAGACAGACUGACAGAAAACACAACAACACUUCAGAUGAAGGAGAAGAUUUUAGAAGAGAAAGACAAACUUCUCACAGAGACACAAGAUGAACUGAGACAAACAACAAAGACCUUAGAGAGUCGUAGAAAACAAAUGGAGGAAAUGGAGAAAAGACUUGUGGAGAAAGAUGAAGAAUUAAAAGAAGAACUGAAAGAUAAAGACAGGAUUCUAAAAGAACAUUUAGAGACAAUUGAUAAGAGAGAUUCAUUAUUAAAGGAAACUAAUGAAAGAUUAGAAAGUGUUAAUAAACAGCUUAAAGAUAAAGACUCACAGCUGGAGAAUCAGAUCAAACUGCUGAGAGAGAAAGAGACUCUACUGGAGGUCACAGUGAAAGAGGUGGAGGAGAAGGAGAGACUUCUAAGAGAGAGAGACACACAGCUAAUGGAAAGAGAGCAGCAGGUUGAGGAGAAAGACAGACUUCUAGAGGAGAGAAACAAGCAGCUGCAGGAGAGAACAGAUCCAGACUCAGCAGCUCCAGACAGGAGGAGGAACAGCAAAGAGUUUUUACCUCCACUCUUGAAUGAAGAGACUCCACAGUCUGCAGCACCACUCAGGAGAAGAAACAGUCUGCAGGGACUUCCUCCACAUAUGAGUGGAGAGUCCUCUAGUUCAGCCUCUCCAGAGUCAGUUCCUGUAGCAGAGCUCAGGCUGGUGCUGCUGGGGAGGACUGGAUGUGGGAAGAGAGCAGCAGGAAACACCAUCCUGGGCAGAGAGGAGAGGAGCCAGGCUGGAGCGUCUACAGUGAGGCAGCAGAGUGAGAGCAGACAGGGGGAGGUGGCUGGGAGGCAGGUGACUGUGGUGGACACUCCUGACUGGUUCUGUCCUGGGCUCUCUCUGGAGGAGCUGAGACGGGACGUGGGACUCUGUGUCCGUCUGUCCGCCCCAGGACCCCACGCCUUCCUCCUAGUCGUACCAGUGAAGCAGUCUACAGGAGAGGAGAGAGGCAUGCUGGAGAAAAUGGAGGAGAUCUUUGGAGAGAGAUGUUGGAGGAACACCAUGAUCCUUUUCACUGUUACUGAUGAAGCCCAAGAGAAGAACAUUGAAGAGUUUAUCCAGUCAGGAAACCAGGAGGUCCAGAGACUCGUAGAGAAAUGUGGGAACAGGUUUCACUGUCUCAGCAUUAAGGAGAGCGGAGAAGGUGCUCAAACCUUAGAGCUGCUGGAGAAGAUAGAGAAGAUGGUGGAAGGAAACAGAGAGAAACUCUACAGCAGUGAGAUCUACCUGGAGACACAAUCUCAGAUCAGAGAGAUAGAGAGAAGAAUUGUGAGAGAACGAGAGGAGAUGAGAGAGAGACAAGAAAGAGAAACUAGAGAGAAGCUGGAGAGAUGUGUACAGGAGACUUUUAUAAAGUUUACAGAAUCAACUGCUGACUUUCAUACCAGAAUAAAUCAGCAUGAAGAGCGAAUAACUAAACUAGAGGGAAUGUUAAAAGAGGAAAGAGACGAGAAGAGAAAGGUAGAGCUGGAGAGAGAGGUGGAGAGAGAGACUCAGCAGAGGAAUGAGGCUCAGUUGGAGCUACAGAGACUGAAAGAAGAGACUGAAAAGGAGAGGAGAGAGAUGGAGGAGAGACACAGACAGGAGAUGGAGGAGAUCAGGGAGACGUAUGAAGGAGAAGCCAAGAUGGAGGCAGAGAGGAACCUCAUGAAGAUCUUCCUGCCUGAACUCCAGCAGAGAAUCUGGGAAGUCAUGACAAAGCAACAGAAAGAGUUUGAUUGUAGGAUGGAUGAAAAGGAGAGAGAGAUAGAAACAAUGAGACUCAGAGUGAGAGAAAUUAGAACCACUUUACUGAAAGAGCUCCAUAACUAUAGAGGAGGAGCUGCUCAGGAGCAGAAGGAGGUCAGUAGGAGACUCUCAACAUGCUGAGAGAGCUUCUUUACUGCUGGACAUACAGACUGGACAGUAAAGGCCUGUCUGUUACUGUCUGUUACUGUAACGUCACUGAUACUGAGAUGCUUUUUGUACAUAGAGUGAGUUUAUCUUUUAUAUUAUAGCUCCUGUGUCAGAUUCACACACAGACACACUUUGUCAUUAACUUAAUCAGUAAAAAUGAUGUUUAGGUGUUGAGGGUCUUGUAAAAAUCCACUGUAUAAUCUGUGUGAUAGAUACAGUAAGAGAGUGAUCUGAAAACUAAGGUUCCUGUGGAAUCAGGUCUGGACUUCACUACCUCAUGCACCAUUAUGUCUGUAGCUCACGUCUUUAUAUUCAGUCAGUCACAUUACUGACUGAUUAAACUGGUACAGUAAAGCAGUCAGUAGAGUCACAGCUGUGUUCACUGUGGUAAUGUAAUGCAGCAUUAACUCAGCAGUUGAUGGUUCUGCACUAAUCAGGGACUUGACUGUUGAUUGUUUUCCACUGCAGUCUUUUUUAAUUUAACCUUUCAUUUAUAAUAAAUAGGUUCUCCAGUGUGCAAUAUUACUGAUUUAGGAAUAUAUUUUGUGCAUGUAAUAAUACAAAUUAUUAUUAUUUUAUUUAACAUAAUCUAGUAUACAGCAUAAUCUAGUAUACUAGUACAGUGACACAUUAACGAACGUCAGACAAGGUUUGCUAACAUCAGCUCUGUGAGAUCAGCAGCAUGUCAGUGGAAAAGUGGGCUUAAGCCAGAAAUAUACUUUACUCAAGGAUGUGAACACAAAUGACACAAAACUCCUGGCCAAAGCGCUGCAAAUGCUCAGGCCUGCUGUCCGAACUCGACAUGACGUUUUAAGUUACUGUUGCGGUUAAAACACUAAGUACCCUGCUAGAAAAAGCAGCCCACCUGACUAAUACCUAGACCUUAGGGUAGCGUAAAGGAGAGUGGGACUAAUACUCAAAUAUUUAGGAAAUGUACCUGAAGAGAUUAAGUUAUUACUUUUCAGAUUAAAACAUUUUUUUUCCAAAGUUUAUGCUUAUCCAGUGGGAUAAGUGGACAUAACCAUGAAUGCUGUCUGUGUGAGAAUGUAAACAUGGCACUGCCAUGUAAAACUGACCAUAAACAGAUCGCCAGCUUAACAGCAGCUUCAGCUGUUUAUGCAGUAAAAACAAACUGAAACUGCAAAGUUCACAGGCAGUCUGAAGUCUCAUAACGGCUAAGGGUGAAUGAAUAUGAGCUGGAUUUUUUAGAAAUACAGUUCAUGAUACUCUAUGAAAGUCACACCACAGAUUAUCACUAAAUUAACCCAGAUUAAACAAAGAAAAGCAAAGAAUGUCUGAUUAGUAAUGAUGAAAUGAGCAAUGCAAUUUUGAAAAAUAUGCGAAUGAGUGUGGAGACAUCUUUUGGAUGUGUGUGUUCAUUCUCCUGUUUUGGUUCAAGCGUGCAUGCAUGUCUGAACGUAAUGUUUUAAUUUGUGGAUAUAAUACAUUUAAAUCCUCCUUCUGUGGUGCAGUUUUUAUAUUGUGAGUGAAGACUUUCAGUU